UUCCUCAUGCACACGCACGGCCAGCAGCGGCAGAGCGUCAAUGCGCUGCUGUUCUGACGCGGCGCUGCACGGGGAAACCUCCAUCAGAUAUCAGCGUCGUGUUUUCAUCGCCACGGACGAAACCCCUGCGCUUCCGACUCGGAUUUACACGGAUCUGAUCAGAGUAUUUGUGGAUGCAGCGCACGGGUCUGAUAAACGGAGUUCUGCGGCACAUCCCAUCCCGUGAGCACGCGAGGAAAACCCAACGCCCUUCUUAACCCGACCGCGCGUACCUGUCUCGGUUAAUGCGCAAUGGAGAUGGAGGAUGCGUUUACGGGUUUACGCGUUGAAUGAGGAUAUGCAAAACAAACUAAGGUGUCACGUUAAACGUCUUGCAUGAUUUAUGGAUCUUUUUCUUUACAUCUCGACGCUUGACUACAAAUAAAACAGCAGCUUGGAACCCUAAAAUGAUUGGAGAGCCUUUGCAUUUCCAUAUAGGCAAUGCUGCUAUGUGAUUAAUCGUUUGCUUGUGUAUUUGUCAUAAAAUGGGGAACAGCUUCUCCAACAUCGCCGCAUUCCAGUCCUUGCACAUUGUCAUGCUCGGGUUGGACUCGGCUGGUAAAACCACAGUACUGUACCGCUUAAAGUUCAAUGAAUUCGUCAACACUGUUCCCACCAUUGGCUUCAACACCGAGAAGAUCAAGCUCAGCAACGGGACCGCCAAGGGAAUCAGCUGUCAUUUUUGGGACGUGGGGGGUCAGGAGAAGUUAAGACCCCUGUGGAAGUCCUACAGCCGGUGCACGGAUGGUAUCAUAUAUGUGGUGGACUCUGUAGAUGUGGACAGGCUGGAGGAGGCCAAGACUGAACUUCAUAAGGUCACGAAAUUCGCAGAGAACCAAGGAACGCCUCUGCUGGUCAUCGCCAACAAGCAGGACCUUCCCAAAUCCCUGACGGUCAACGAGAUCGAGAAGCAUCUGGCUCUCCAUGAACUAAGCCCGUCCACGACUUAUCACGUCCAGCCGGCCUGUGCCAUCAUAGGUGAAGGUCUGAACGAGGGCAUGGACAAACUAUACGAGAUGAUCGUGAAAAGAAGAAAAUCCCUUAAACAGAAGAAGAAACGAUAGACAGUGGUGGACUUGAAAGAUAUGAAAGACUUGGUGUGCAAGAUUGAGUGGCACUUUAUGAUAACUCCAUUAAUAAUAACAAAUCAUUUAUAUUAUAUAACAAAUGCGUUAAUUUAAAGGUUUUUUUUAGUAAUUCUGUUUGUGUAACCCAUCGAGGUUCGAACCCAUCGAGCGCACAUACUGAUAAAAAUAUAAACCUUGUAAUGCACUGUAAUCUGCCGAAUGCAUAAAUAUAAAUCCAUUAAUGAAUUAUUAGUAUACGUUAUUAUAAAGUGUCACCCAAGAUUAAAAAAACUGAAGUGCUAAAUAAUAUUCUUAUGUAUAAAAUGAACCAAAAAAAUAGAGAAACGAACCUAUAACUAGUCAAUAAUUUAAAAUGCAUCGAAAUAAAAGAGAAAAUGGGCCGGACCCAUAUUGCUGCUUGAUAUUAACAUAAAUAUGUCUUUGAGUUUAAUCGCUAGCUUGUGAAAUUCGAAGAAACGCGAAGAUUACUUUUGUUACAAAAUCGUUCCUUAAAAAACUGAAUGCCGUUGACGAUUACGCCCCAUGUGCACCUGUACGUAACUUUAAACAUAUUUGUUUUGAUUGCGAUUAUUUCUUACGAGAAUUCGUACAUAUUUUAUGCGUUGGCUAAUUCGUACAAAUUCAUAUGAAGUUAAUCAUGCAAAAACGUACGAUUCUCAUUAAAAAAAACCGAAACCAAACCCUUAACCCCAACGCCACAGGGGUCAAGGAUAAUCGUACAAAAACGAAUGUGGUCGUAUUAAUUAAUACGAAUUAGCCAACUCGUAAAAUAUGUACGAAUACGUAUAUGUACAAACAAUGUUUGUUUUGAUUGCGAUUGUUUGUCAAUUCAUUUAACACUUUCUGAGCAAUGACAGCCUGAUCUCACAAGAAUUCGUACAUAUUUUACGAGUUGGCUAAUUCGUAUAAAUUAAUACGAAGUUAAUCGUGCAAAAACGUA
Paramisgurnus dabryanus is the source of this 2067-nucleotide messenger RNA. RefSeq names its product ADP-ribosylation factor-like 4Ca (gene arl4ca). Lineage: Eukaryota; Metazoa; Chordata; Actinopteri; Cypriniformes; Cobitidae. Gene Ontology annotation, molecular function: GTP binding; GTPase activity. The record is from RefSeq and is a predicted model, not a curated record.